Molecule: messenger RNA, 525 nt
Organism: Racocetra persica
Lineage: Eukaryota; Fungi; Glomeromycota; Glomeromycetes; Diversisporales; Gigasporaceae
Source: the annotation of a GenBank genome assembly
AUGGGAUAUCAAACUUUAGAUAUAGCCUUAUUGUUCAAAAACAAUCUCGUUCCAUUAAAAAGCUCUAUUCUAAUAACUGAUACAUUAUCAGCGCAGGGAAACUUUUUAAUUCACCACUUUAUUGUAAACCAGCUCAAAGCUGAUAAACACGUUGUUUUGGUUGGCUUAUCACAACUUUUUAACCAUUAUUUAAAUAUUGGAAAGAAAUUGGGUGUGAAUCUAACUUCUGCCUCUCAAAAAGGACAUUUUUCAUUUAUAGAUGGACUAACUUCCUUAACGCCAAAUUCACCCACUGCAUCACCAUUGCCGACUGCAGUGCUAACUCCUUUAUCAGUAACCAAUUGUACCAAGGAAACUUUAUUAAAUUUUUAUAAUACCAUAAAAACAAUUAUAACGACUCAUCACGCAUCAGCUGAUUCAAAUGUUUUAUUAAUAUUUGAUGAUUUGAGUGUGUUGAUUUAUUCUGGAUUUAAAAUAUGUGAUGUUUUAGAAUUCUGGGGAGCUUGUCGUGUAUUAAUAGAAAAG